Messenger RNA from Soboliphyme baturini, 264 nucleotides. The record is from the annotation of a GenBank genome assembly. NCBI's taxonomy places the organism in Eukaryota, Metazoa, Nematoda, Enoplea, Dioctophymatida, Soboliphymatidae.
AUGCUAAUCAAGGAAGCGAAGAAUUACGGGCAGCAGCAGAAGAAGCUGAAACAGCUGAAAGUCGACUUUUUCCUGAAAAACUUCAUUGACGAGUACUUCGAUGCUCUGCCCUUAGCCUCGUCGCAGAAAAACGAUCGUAUAAACAUGGUGAGUAGACAUCGAGCUGUGUACGUUCGUGACAAGAGUCCGCCCAAUUUUUGGGACGUUGGGUUUCCAAGCACGCCGGAGUUGUACUCAAGAGGGAUGAUUCUGGUUAAACGAUGA